Molecule: messenger RNA, 487 nt
Organism: Myzus persicae (green peach aphid)
Lineage: Eukaryota; Metazoa; Arthropoda; Insecta; Hemiptera; Aphididae
Product: zinc finger protein 791-like
Exons: 3
Source: RefSeq, a predicted model, not a curated record
CUUAAGAGUACAUCUAAGGAUACAGACAGGUGAAAAUCCCUAUAAUAGUAGAGUUUGCAAGAAUUUGUUUUCAGCACGAUGCAGCUUAAGAGUACAUACAAGGAUACAUACCUUGGAAAAACUGUUAAAAUUGCAGAAUUUGCAAGAAAUCGUUUUCAGCACAAUGCAUCUUAAGAGUACAUCUAAGGAUACAUACAGAGUACAUCUAAGGAUACAUACAGGUGAAAAACCCUAUAAUUGUAGAGUUUGCAAGAAAUUGUUUUCAGCACAAUGCAGCUUAAGUGUACAUACAAGGAUACAUACUGGGGAAAAACUGUAAAAAUUUAGAGUUUGCAAGAAAAUAUUUUCAGCAUGAUGCAUCUUAAGAGUACAUCUAAGGAUACAUACAGGUGAAAAACCCUAUAAUUGUAGAGUUUGCAAGAAAUUGUUUUCAGCACAAUGCAGCUUAAGUGUACAUACAAGGAUACAUACUGGGGAAAAACUGUAA